Molecule: messenger RNA, 10520 nt
Organism: Ceutorhynchus assimilis (cabbage seed weevil)
Lineage: Eukaryota; Metazoa; Arthropoda; Insecta; Coleoptera; Curculionidae
Source: the annotation of a GenBank genome assembly
AUGAAAUUGGUUUUUCAUUCCGUGUAGGUUAUCAGUGUCGUUCUCGUUCAAGUUGUUUUCGUUCGUGGUCUUUUUGAAAAAUCGUCCUGUACACUUCGGCUUCGAAACCCUCUUCUAUAUAGAGCGAAUUCAAUUUAUUUCUUGUUUAAAUGUCAGGAUCCCCUAUGUCUAGCCAGGAAAUGCAAAUGAAAUACAGCUGUAACUCUUCUUUGGUCAUAAUCAUCUGCCAUUGCUGUAUUUGUUGUACCUGUCGAUCUUAGAAAAAAAAAUAAAACACAAAAAAAAAUCUACUUAUUAUUUGAAAAAGGAAAUAAAUAAGAAAUUGAAAUGGAAGCAAAAAAUCAAGAGGACAUCAGCUUCAACAUUAGCAAAAAACUACCUCUAAAAAUUUAUAUCGCCUAUGGAUUAGGGCAUAUACUCAAUGAUGUAUGCGCUGCUAUGUGGUUUAGUUACCUUUUAGUCUACUUUCACAUGGUUCUAGGUUUUGACAAUGGCCAAGCAGGCAUCCUCCUUCUAGUCGGUCAAGUAGCUGACGCAAUAGCUACACCAUUUGUUGGUUACAACUCUGACAAAGACCAUGACUGGUGGAUUUAUAAAUUUGGCAAAAGGAAGAUAUGGUACUUUAUGGGAACAUUUUUAGUGAUUUUCACUUUUCCUUUUAUUUUUUCUCCUUGUAUUGGUUGUUCUCAAUCUUUAAAAAUCUAUCAAAUGAUUUACUAUUCAUUUUUUAUAACCUUGUUUCAAUUUGGAUGGGCCUCUGUUCAAAUUGCUCACAUGUCAUUGAUUCCUGAAAUUACUUCAAAUAAACAUCAACGCACUAAAUUAGCAUCGGUACGUAAUGGUGCCACUGUUGUAGCAAGCGUUCUGGUAUAUCUGUUAGCAUGGAGUAUUUUAGACAUCUCAGGUGGUUCCAAAAAUAAAGUAGGACCAGAUUACACAGAAAAGUUUCAGCAUAUUGUAUGGUCAGUUAUGUCGUUUGGAAUAGUUUGUUCUAUAAUUUUUUACAUUUUCAUAAAAGAACCAGAAGUUAGAAAGGAGGGUAAUCAAGAACAUGAUUCUCCAAAUUUAAGCUUAAGCGACUUAUUUUUAAACAUUAACCUCUAUUUAGUUGGCGCUGUUUAUAUGUCGUCAAGAUUAUUUAUUAAUCUAACUCAGGUAUUUAUAAGCUUGUAUUUGACAGAAAGUCUUGAUAUGAACGCUAGCUCCAUAGCUCUAGUACCUCUAGCAAUGUACAUUGCCAGUUUUAUAGCUUCGUUUCCGGUAGGACCAAUAACAAAAAUAGCUGGCAGUAAAAUAACGUAUAUUUUAGGAGCUAUUUUAGGAUUAUUAGGCUGCCUCUGGGUGAAUUUUGGACAAGGAGAUGACUUUAGAACAUAUUUUAUUUUUGUAGUUUCUGUCCUUUUGGGUUCAGCAAGUUCGAUAGUGUUGAUUACAAGUUUAGAUAUUACAACAGUUUUGAUUGGUUCGAAAACAAAUCGUGGUGCUUUUAUUUAUGGAAUAAUGAGUUUUGCUGAUAAAUUAUCAAAUGGUAUUGCUGUUGAAGUAAUUCAAGAUAUUCAUAAUGAUGAAAAUGUGGAAUAUUAUAGAAACGUUUUGACUUAUGUAUGCGGUGGAGCUUUAGUACUGGGGUCACUAGCAGUACUUGUAGUAAAUAGUAAAAAAAAGAAGAAAAUUUCAGAAUAUGUCGAGUCCACUGAAUCUCAAACUAAUUCUAUUACUACCAUUUCUUAAUGUUUUGCUAUAGCUUGACACUUUAACGAAUAUCAUUUUUUUUUCAAUGUGAAUUUUCUCCAACUUACCUGCAGAUAUUCUUUAAAGCUAAUCAUAUCUUUUAAUUGAGCAAAAAUCAAUGGGCUGUGUGUCAAACUUAUGUUAAGUUAUAAUUAUUUAUUAGGUCUAUAGAGUCUUGCAACUACAGAAAAACGCGCCGCAAACAAGCAUUUAUAUUCAUACAGACAUAUUAGCGGAGUAAAAACGCCGGCGAAAGACGCUUCUUUCUGGACUUUUUUUUUUUCAAUGUAGAACCAAACGAGACUUAUGUAGCAUUAUUCAGAAUUUUACUGGCCAUCUGAAAUGCAAAUUCACGACAUCCUCAGUUGGGGCUGACUCAUUUUAUAGCAAAAAAUGUAUGAAAAAGGACAAAAAUUAUGAAAACUUACUUUUUGACAUAUAACUCGCGAUAUCUUCAAAAGUAUUCAAACUAUGGAAAUGAUUUUUUUUGUUGAAAAGAGGACACUUUAGCGGUUAUAACAGUGUAUGACAAGUAUUCAUUGUGACCUCUAUUUUUUUUAAAAAUAAAUAGUAAUAUUGACAAUCAUCUUUUCUGCAUUGCUUUUUUCAGCAAUCGAAAAACUUUUUUAUUUUUGAAAAUUUUACCAUAUAUCCUGCAAGUGAAUUGAAGUAAAAAGUAUAUAGAAGUUUAAAAAAAAAAAUGAGUCAGUUAUGUGUUAUAGGUACUUUUUGAGAUAUUUGAAUUUGAAAUUUCAGAAGUGACGCGGCCGGCCGGCCAGUUGACUCGAAAAUCAAGGGCGACUGCGUUCCGGGGCGGGCAUCAAUGGAGCGAAAGGCGUGGAAUUUAUUUUUUGAAUUUGUUUUUAGUUUUCGUGGAACAACAUACAUAUUAUUGAAUAAUAACUACGAUUUUUCGGUUUAUUAUCACCACCAAUGUCAACUCCCAUGUUAUUGAUGGAAUGGUUUUAACUCGAGAAAUAAAUUUAUCUUCGAUCAAAACAUUCAAUGACUUUGGACGAAUAUUUCUUGGUAAAAUUUUGAAAGAAGGAAAAAAAUACAGUUCAAAAAAUUUUCAAAUUUGAUACAUAUAUGAUACUAAUUCGCUUAGGAACACCGAAAGAUGUAAACGUGGAAAUUCAGACACACCGGAAUUCUAAGUUUCUGGAUCAAGGAAAGUAGGUACCUACCUAAAUUUGAGAUUUUUCUCAAAUCUUCCACCAAUAAAACCUCCUUGUUAAAUUUUUUAACCAAAUACUUCGUACAGCACAGCUCAAUAGAUAUUAUUAAAAGACGAUAAAACAUUUAUUAUAGUUGGAGGAUUUUAAAAUCCAAAAAAGGCGUUGUUUUUAACUACAAAAAAAAAGAUCCGAUUACCCAAAAAAUGUAUCGUCGUUAAACAGCAAUCAACAGGAAGCCGACACCGGAUAAUUCUUCACGUUUUAGCAGAGGUUGAGUAAAGUAUUUGAAUCAUUCUGAAAUCCGUGGACACAGACGUUUUUCUAUUAUUUCUAUAUUACUACAGUACCACUGAAAAUUGUCGGAAUCUUGUUUGUAUCGUAUGUAAAAAACAAUCAAAGAUUAUUUAGAUUACGAAAACAUACGUCGCAUUAUUGUUUCUUUAUUGGUCAGGAUUUUUGACAUGACGUUUUGACAUUGAAGCUCAUUGGCUCUUUUUUUGAAGACCCGAUAUAUACAAUUAGGAUAGAGUAAAAAUAAACGUUAUAUUGCCAUACAUGAUAUUGCAACGAAAUUGGGGCCCCUCAUUUGUAAAAAUCUUCUAGCAAUUAUUCAUUGUUUAACAGGCUGUGGAUACUACCAGCGCGUUUUAUAAAAUAGGAAAGAGGGCAGCUUUUGAUAUGUUGUCAAGGAAUAUUAAUCUACUAGCAGAAAUAGGAAAUCUUCCUAAUUUAAGCGAAGAAGAAGCCAUCGAACUGAGUAUCAGAUACAGAUAUGUGUAUACUUUAUAUAAAAAUAAAAAUAAGGACAAUAUUAAUCUUAAUGAAAUGCGGUGUUUUUUUCACGUCAACAACUAACCGCACGGCAGCAGAAAGUUAUAUUUUAGGUGUUUAUGUAUAUCAAUUAAAAAUUUGGUACUCCAGCCAUUAAGUGGAAAAUUAUUUUGAAGAACCCAGUAGGUACGGUUGGAUAUUAGAGGAAAAUUUAUGGGUGCCUGUUUUAUCAACCCAAGCAAGACCCUGUGCCAGGUAAUUUACUAAAAAUUUUAUGCAUUCGCUUUUCCGACAAAAUCUGCAAUAUCAGCAGAUGCAUUUGUGCGACUCAGGGAUUAAAAUGCUGUACUGAGUGCACCUUGCAUGAAAAAUUAAAUUGAUAACUGUUUAUUGCAAACUGUAGGAAAUCGGAAAAAAAAUCUAGAAGUAUUUUUUUAUUUUGCCCAAAUAUGAAUAUUCCGAAAGCUAUACAAAGAUUAAGUUUUGUAUAUAUAGAUAUACUCAGCAUGUAGUGACGUCAUAGGAUAUCAAAAAUAAGCACAUUUCAAAGCGUUGGAUCUCCGUCAAUUUAUGUCUAACAAGAAAAAGGAAAAACUCGUGUUGAAGUAUUUUUCAUUGACAAACGAAAUCAGCAAUAAAAAAAAUUGAUGCAAGAUUCAUAUGACACAAAAAUCGUAGUUAUUAUUCAAUAAUAUGUAUGUUGUUUCACGAAAACUAAAAACAAAUUCAAAAAAUAAAUUCCACGCCUUUCGCUCCAUUGAUGCCCGCCCCGGAAGCAUGGAGGUAAGUAACACCCAUUUGGCUCACCUUCGCAAAUUUGAAUGUAACACCCGAUAUCGCAACGGAGAGUUUCCUUAUCGGGUGUUACUUACUCUGGACAGAUUUGCAUUCACAUAAUGUUUAAAAGUAAUGCCUUUACUUGGUACAUAGUAUAGAUAUAUGUAAUAUUAUUAGUUUUUUAUGUUUCAAACUUUCUGUAUUUUAUUAAUUUGCUUGUUAAUUCUUGCAUAUAGGCCCUAUUUUUUGUAUUUCCUUUUGGUAUCAUGUACACAUGUAGGCCCAAGUAAGAGAAAGAAGAUUGAAAAAAAUCAGUACGAUGUGAUAAUGGCUUUUCGAAAGUAUCUAUGUUCCUUGUUAGUUGUUGACCUGGUAUGAAUGUCACCAAGCCUCAUCACCAAUAGUUCGGAGAGAUAUUCUGAGCAAUUGUUCUAAAUAAUAUUUUGUAUCAAAACAGCAAAAUGUAAAAAUCUUAUUUCUUUUAUCUUGAACAUUUCACUGUUAGUAAUGUAAGGAGUAACAUGUUCUCGUCUAUUUAUGUUCAAUAUAUAUCGUACAAAAUUGUUCUGAAUCUUUUGUAGUCUAUAUCUGUUAUGUUCUGUUAUAAAGGGUCCAUAAACACAAUCUGCAUAAUAGCAGUGUACCAAGACUAGCAACUCUAUUAGCAUGAUUUUGGUAUUAGUAGGAAGAAGAUGUUUAAAUUCAUACAACUUCUUUAAAGCAAAACAUGUGUUGUGACAAAUUGCACUAACAUGCCCUGUAAAAGGAUAAAGCAGGAUCUAGCAACAGACCUAGACUCUUAACUUCCCUCUCCCAUUCAAUAUUAUGCCCCAACACCUGCAGACACCUCAAAUUUCUCGACUCUAUAUUCCUUCCAAACAAAAUAGCCUUAGUUUUUGAUGGAUUAAGAAGUAAUGCAUUCUUCUGUGUCCACUCAGUAACCAUAAUAGGAUCCUAAUCCUAAUUAAUUAGGAGAAAAAGAUGUUCUCCUAAAUUAAAAAUAGUGUCUGAGGCAGGUCCGUAGCCAGGGGGGGCAUUGGGGGCAAUGCCCUAUCUUUCAAAUGAUGAUGCCCCACCUUUAAAACAUAACAUGCGUUAAGUUUUCUCUAGGGAAUUUAUGAAAUUUAAAAGUAGAUAAUGAAUAGGCCUGGAAUCCAGUAAGUGCGAUAAAUAAAGGCUCAAGACGGCGCGUGAAUCAGCGCCAUUUUGUUCAUUUGCCAGAUAUGUUAUUCAUUGACAAAGGUUGUUUGAGAGACAUAUGUUGCCUGAUUACUUCAUGACGUCAUCUUGGGUGCCUCAAAGAAUGCAAAUCUCCAUAAGGCACCCCAGAUGCGUCAUCAAGUCAGUCAUUACCAGACAACCUAUAAACUUUGGAAACCUUGAGUUAUUGAAAAAUUUGCCUUCGGCACCAUUACCCCUAUUUUGUUCACCUAUAAAAAAUUUAAGGGGGUGGAGGGGGGGGGGAAGUAUUGCAUGCCCUAUGUCAAAUUUAUCAUGCCCUAUCACAAAUUUGACUCUUGCUACGGCCCUGGUCUGAGGUUUUUCGAGAAAUAUUCACUCUUUAAUUGUUUUUAUCUGCUAAUUUAUGAACGCACAGUAUAAUUUAUAUUAAUAUAACAAUAUUAAUUAUAUUUUGCACUUAUAUACUCAUCUUUUAAAAUUUCAAUGCCCUAAAAUAAUUAUUUACAAGAUGGUAAAAGUAAAUAGGCUUAUCUAAUACCGAGGGUAAGUAACACCCAAUAAAGCGCACAUCCAUGCAACCACGGGUGUAACAUUUGAAAAACCGAACCGUUGUCGAACGGAUUGCCGAAUGCUAAACAGGGUGUUACUUACCUCCAUGCGCCCCGGAACGCAGUCGCGCUUGAUUUUCGAGUCAAUUGGCCGGCCGGCCGCGUCACUUCUGAAAUUUCAAAUUCAAAUAUCUCAAAAAGUAUAACACAUAACUGACUCAUUUUUUUCUAAAAAAAACUUUUAUAUACUUUUUACUUUAAUUCACUCGCAGGAUAUAUGGUAAAAUUUUCAAAAAUAAAAAAGUUUUUCGAUUGCUGAAAAAAGCAAUGCAGAAAAGAUGAUUGUCAAUAUUACUAUUUAUUUAAAAAAAAAGAGGUCACAAUGAAUACUUGUCAUACACUGUUACAACCGCUAAAGUGUCCUCUUUUCAACAAAAAAAAAAUAAUUUCCAUAGUUUGAAUACUUUUGAAGAUAUCGCGAGUUAUAUGUCAAAAAGUAAGUUUUCAUAAUUUUGUCAUUUUUCAUACAUUUUUUGCUAUAAAAUGAGUCAGCCCCAACUGAGGAUGUCGUGAAUUUGCAUUUCAGAUGGCCAGUAAAAUUCUGAAUAAUACUAUAUAGGUCUCAAUUGGUUCUACGCUCAAUUUUUUUUUUUUCAAAGAUUUCGCGGCCGUUUUCACUCCGCUAUAUUGGUGCGUACAAUAUCGCGAACAUUACACCAUUUCGAAAACCAACGAACGAGAUCGUGCAACAUCUCUGAUGAGACGGUAGAAAACCGAACAGAAAUAAGAAAAAAACUGGACUUUAUACCUGAAGUGAUUUCUAACCAAUCAAAUACCUACCUAAGAUUUUUCUGCCAAUCAGAACCUCAUUAACAACUCCUUGAAAACAUCAAAAUUGCUAGAUGUAAAGUAUAAUGACUCAUUAUACUUUACAUCUAGCAAUUUUGAUGUUUUCAAGGAGUUGUUAGAAAAAAAUUCGCUGUUGUGAUAGAUAUCAAAAAUAUCAAAAGGAAUCAAGAACCGCCUCGGUAUGAGUCUCGACAUAUACCAGUUGAGGUAAAUAUUUUUCCAGAACAUAUUUUGACAUUGUUCCACAACAUUUUCAUAAAAAUAUACAUCGAAAAACAAUAUUUUGCAAAAAUAUUUUAAAGAAUUUUAAACUUGUGAUAUAACUUACGAUUGAAGAUCACAUAUCAAUUUAUAUUUUCAUUCUUAAUAAAAUGAAUAAGAAAUAAAAUUAAUACCCCUAAACACCUAGAUAAGAUAGGUCAGUCGGCCGUCCAUUCAGAUUUCUGAUUCAGAAUUAUUUUCUCUUUUUGUCGGUGGACAAAAAAUGCGAAACAAACUACGAACAUUUACUACCCUAUCACUCACUGGAAUGUAUCGUCCAUUUGUUACUUGACUGUAAUCGUGAAUACCUACCACUAUCUGGAGCCGGCGAGACUCAUAAGGAAUUUGAAAACUUCUAGCCUACAAGUGUUUGAUGUUUGGUAAACAUCUCAGGUACACACAUGUCGACAAUCAACAAACGUUUGCCUUUUGUCAAAUCACAAAUGUUCCCAUUGAUUGUCAGGAAAUGAUGAGAGAUAUCUACAGGAUCAGAGGUCCAGUCCUCAGCAGCCAGACAGAAUAGGCUAUACCUGGACUAGGGGCAAGGCAUCGUGUGCUUAGCAACCCCGUGCAACUCCAAAACGAGCUGAAGAAGAUCAUAUGGAAUAAUCAGGGAAAAUCAGGUUAUACUUCAUAGAACAAAAGCCUCAAUAAUAGGAAAAGUUAUGGUGCAAGGAUCUUAAUCCAUAAAGACAUAGCAGAGGACAUCAUAAGUUUUGUCAGAAUGGCGGAACGACUAGCUUACAUCACGAUGAAAUUCAACAACCUCAGAAAUAUGAAAAUCAUCCAAGUCUACGCGCCCACUAGUGAACACUUUGAGAAAGUCGCAGAAUAAUUCUAUGAAGACGUCGUAGAAUUUCUAAACCGAAACCCCACCGCUUGCUCGCUAUCGGGGAUUCCAAUGCGAAAGUCGGCCAACAGCAUCCCUAAUUGAAAUCUUUAUUGGGCAGGUUCGGCUUGAUCCAGAGAAAAGGAAGAAGUAAUCUUCUGGUUAACUUCACGGGAGCUAACAAAAUAUACAUAAUGAAUACCUUCUUCAAAAAAAAGAACAGUGUGGAGAAGGACUUGAGAGAGCUGUUCUAUGCGUCAAAGCAGGAAAGUAGUUUUUUUUAAUCUCUAAACAUACCUAAUCAGAUGUAGAAAAUGUAGGUGUUUUCAAUAAGAUCACAACCGACAGCGAUCACCAAAUUAUCGGUGCCAAAAUAUAUGUAAACCUGACGUCAUACAGAAAUAUAAACUCAACUGAAAACUUGGAUCACUCGCAAAUAAGCAAUUACAAUAUCAGCAAGAGCCGGAGAAACCUACAACCUACAACUGAAGUAAACUGAAACCCUUCGAACCUAACCACAGUAAUGAAUCUGAUCGAUGACGGCAACAUAUCACAAACAGAGCAGUGACCCGUCUCAAAAAAUCAGCGUAGCAACACAAGUUCCCACUAGUAAGAACAAAUAGAUAUUACGGAAUGCCGAAGACAAUAGGAACCAAUUAUGCACUUGAAUGAGAGAAUUAAAAAGGAAAACUUGGAAAGACGCCAGAAAUCACAAUAAAAUAUCCAAGACCAACUGUGGCAAGACAGUGAUAUAGUAGAAAUAUGAAAAUUCUAAAGUCGAAACAGUAAAUGAAAGAUGAAAAAGCUUUAGCGAAACGAAAAGCUACUACACAAGAAUAAACGAACUAAAUAAAACCAACCGAAGAUCAGACACUUCCCAGCCAAAGAAACCUCUGCAAUGUGGAAUCAGGUGAUCUUGAUCAACAAAAAGGGGUGAUAUCUUCAAUCUGGACAACUACGGACCAACAAGUUUAUUCUCAUAGAUAUACAAGCUACUUACGCGAAUUAUAACUAAUCGCAUCACCAGGAAACUAACCCUGCCAACACGCAGGUUUUAAACCUGGGUAAAACUCCUAUGACUACUUACUGUGAACACAAGUAGGUACUCGAAUAAGCUAAUGAAUCCAUGUAUCGCAGUUGUUUACUGCAAAAAGGCUUUCAAUUCCGUAGAAAUCUGGCCGGUACUACAAUCUCUGAAGAACUAUAGGAUGGAAAGGGAUACAAAAUCCCUGUAAAGAAUUUAUAUCUAACAAAAUGCCAAAAUAUACCUUUAUAAGAACAUUUGAUAGCUCAAAUAAGAUGUUUUGAGAGGGGAGUGAGACAAGGAGAUUUACUUCUGAGUUUAAGCUUCUGGUUUUUUCUCUCCCAAAUAGGUUGAACCGAAAAAAAAAGAUCAGUCAAAAAUAAAACAAAUGAGAUAUGAAAAUCAAAAUUGCCAAUUCUCUUAGAAAUAAUCGCAUUAAUACUUUGUACUAUCCGGUCACAAAUAACGAAAUUUCCUAUUUUAUCACUGACCGUCGAUAUUUUUUGUCGCAACUGCACAAAUAGGAACGGUUUAAUUAGUGGAGCGCGAUGAUGUAUCAAUGUUCCAAACAAGAUGUUAUGAUUUUCAUUGCGGCAUUCUGCUCGCUACUUUGUUCCAAGAUUGUACGCACCUUUGAUAAAUUCUUAGAUAGCUACCUACUUAAGGUGGGUUUAGCCAACUCUUAAUGGAUAAUGCACAAUUUUAAUUCAUAAUUGAUAAUGCGUAAUUCAUAACGCGUAAUGCAUAAGAGAAAGGUGGUAUUUAUACAACGCAUAAUUUAUGUGCACUAAAAAUUCACAAGACAGCUGAGUUUGACACUUGUUAUUUUUCAUGAUAUAAUAAAUAAUGAAAUAAAUAAUAAAUUAGGCUUUAUAUUAUCAGGAAAAAUCCCUUUUGGAUAACUAAAAUCGGAAAAACUUGAUUCCAGAUCAAAAAUCAUUGAAAACAACAGGAAACAGACAACAAGAUUUCGAGUUUAUGAAGCAAAACCAAAACAAAAACAAACUUGGAAACAUACGCUUGCGCUCUAGCGUUUUUUGCACAAUGCAUAAUCGAUAAUAAUUCGUAAAAGUUAAAAGUUGGUCAACUUUAUGAAUUACGCAUUAUGCACUAAAUUAUCCACUAUCCACUAUGCAUUAUAUAAAUGGAUGUAUUUAAAUGUGAAGUUUUAAAAAUUAUGAAUUAAAAUUGUGCAUUAUGCAUUAUUGGUUGGCUAAACCCACCUUUAGGUUCGCAAAUUUUAAUUUUGUUGUAAGCCUUUAUUUGUAAACCUUUAUAAAAUUGUAUAAUAAUAUAUCAUAUAUUGGAAUAUUUAUUUGCUUGUUGAAAUAAAUUAGAAUUUUUAUUAAAUAAAAAAGUAUAUUGACCAA